Helobdella robusta is the source of this 420-nucleotide messenger RNA. RefSeq lists its product as hypothetical. Gene Ontology annotation, molecular function: protein-N-terminal amino-acid acetyltransferase activity. The record is from RefSeq and is a predicted model, not a curated record. The transcript has 3 exons. The coding region runs from base 1 to 420 and encodes 139 amino acids. Gene Ontology annotation, biological process: N-terminal peptidyl-methionine acetylation. Gene Ontology annotation, cellular component: NatC complex. NCBI's taxonomy places the organism in Eukaryota, Metazoa, Annelida, Clitellata, Rhynchobdellida, Glossiphoniidae.
AUGCCACAGAUCAUGGAUUUGAUCACAAAAGACCUCUCAGAGCCAUACUCAAUCUACACUUACCGAUACUUCAUUCAUAACUGGCCUAAUUUGUGCUUCCUAGCCAUGUAUGCAAAAGAAUGUGUUGGAGCCAUCGUGUGCAAGGUCGACUUCCACAAAAAGAUCUUCCGGAGAGGCUAUAUAGCUAUGCUGGCCGUCGCCAAAGAACACAGGCAUAAGGGGAUAGGAUCUCACUUAGUGAUCAGAGCCAUAAAAGGAAUGGUGAAUGACAAUUGUGAUGAGGUCGUCCUCGAGACAGAAAUCACCAACCAUGCAGCUCUUCGCCUCUACGAGAACCUUGGUUUUGUUAGAGACAAGAGACUUUUUAGGUAUUAUUUAAAUGGAGUAGAUGCCCUCAGACUAAAACUUUGGUUGAAAUGA